AUGGCCAUCAAGAACAAACUUCCACCUUCUUCACCCUCUGAAGAAUCGGACCACUCUGGAAAACAUUUGAAAUUGAGAAAAUUCUCUCAUUCGAGCCAAGAGGAUCUCAGCAAUGAUGAUGAAACCCAAAACAACAACCACAAUAUCAAAAAACAUCAUCCCAUUCAAGUGAAUCCUCUUCAUGUGGAUCUAAUCGUCAAGGAAGUGGUCAAGAAACCUAAUUGGAAGACUAAAUUGGAUGACCUCUCUGAUAAAUGGGAAGAGGAAUGUUUGGAGCAAGACAUUUCAUUGGCCAGUGUUCAAGUCGCGUUUGAUAUUCUUCGGGAUAUUGAAUUUUUAGGUCGUGGAGUCAAGCAUUGCUGUGGAUGUUGUGGAGCUAAACCCAAAAAGAAACGAUACAACAAUGAGGAUGAAGAGGACGAAAAAGAGGACGAAAAAGAUGACGAAGAAAAUGACGAAGAGGACGAUGAAGAAGAAAACGGUUAUUAUCCAAGAGAUACCAAAUUUUGUUUGUGUCCUUGUUCUCAUUGUGCCCUUCAUUUUCAAGAGGUGUCCUCUUUUGUGUGUCAAACCUAUGAUCAUUUGAUUCCUGAAGAGUUGAAGAAAGAGUUAAAAAAAGAAAUUGAGACCUUGGUGGAGAAUACUCCUGAAGAAAAAUGGGAUUGGCAUCCUGGUUCGAAUCAUCAAGUUUUGGACAUUAUUCAUCCAUCUCUUUAUUGUUAUUCAAAAAAGUAUAGUCAUUUCGUUGAGGGAGCUCAAUAUUUGGAAAAGAUGAAGAAAAAAAACGAAAAGAAAGAGGAUAAUUCUCGACCUUCUUUUUACAUGAGAGGGUAUAAGAAACCUGAACCUGUCAUUAAUUAUUCGUGGAUGCCGACAAAUUUCAAAAUUCAUGAGAAUAUUGGAGAAUAUUCUGUUGAGCCAUUGUCUUAUAUCAACAAUGUCGAUCCAGUCACUCAGAAAUCUUUACAAGAUGUCAUUUGUAAAAUUUUGGGACGUUUUAUUCAGCCUAUCAAGAAGUAUGCCAGAACAGAUACUAUUCAAGUCAUUGUUAAGGCUGCGAAUAUCAUUGUCACACCCGAACAACAAUACUAUCCUGGAGGUACUUGGCACACAGAGGGACUACACGAGAACAUUAUAGCAACAGGAAUUUAUUAUUAUGAAACUGAAAAUGUGAAGGAGAGUUUUUUAGAAUUCAGAAGCAGUGUUGAUGAUACUUCAAUCUAUUAUGAACAGGAUAAUGUGGAACAAGCAUUUGUCAGGAGUGGACUUCAUGAUGGAGAUUUGUUAUUCCGCUAUUUGGGUCGUGUGGAAACUAAACAAGAUCUUUGCAUUGUCUUCCCUAACACCUGUCAACAUCGAGUGAGACAUUUCUUCCCAUUGGAUCCAACUAAGGUUGCAAAGAGAAAGAUUCUAGUGUUCUUUGUUGUCGAUCCAUUCAAACCAAUCGUUUCAACCAGUGAUGUUGAUGUACAGAGACGAGAUUUCCUUACCAACCGAUGUUUAAUCUUAUCCAAGAUUUUGCCUGUAGAAGUGGUUGUGAACAAUAUUGUUUGUUUCCUUCCUCACAUGACUCGUAAGCAAGCAGAAGAGGAACGUGCUGCAUUGAUGAAAGAGAGAAAAUACCAUGUCAAGCAAGAAAAUGAAGAGAAAUUUGAGAGAGAGUUCUCCUUGUGUGAGCAUUAA
This is a messenger RNA of Naegleria fowleri, 1683 nucleotides long. RefSeq lists its product as uncharacterized. The coding region runs from base 1 to 1683 and encodes 560 amino acids. The record is from RefSeq and is a predicted model, not a curated record. Lineage: Eukaryota; Heterolobosea; Eutetramitea; Acrasida; Naegleriidae. The transcript has a single exon.